UUGGACUUUUCCAGGGAUUGUAACAUAGCUUGAAAAUAACGCUACAAAAUAUGCUCAACCAAGGUUAUCACAUUUUAGCUGAGCUAACCCUCCUAAAACUGAAAAACAUCUCUGGAGUUAUUGUUAGCCCAUGUGAAAAUGAUCCACUUAAAUGGCUCGGGAUUAUUUCUGUUCGAAGUGGUUACUAUUUUGGAGGAGUUUUCGAUUUCGUCUUAUCUCUGCCAGAUGAUUUUCCAUCAACAAAACUGCCGAAGCUCUAUUUAUGUAAAGAAUUUUAUCAUCCUCAUGUAGACUGGAUUACCGGAGAGGUGAGCGUGCACACGGAAUUCCCGAUAUGGAAUCCAGACAAGCACCAUAUUUGGCAUAUUCUUCAUCAUUUUAAACGGUUGUUGACUAGUCCUACAAGUAUUAUUGUUUCAUCACUUGCAGAACAAACUGCUUGUAUCAAAAACAUGAGAGAUGUGAAGUAUGCUAAUCCAGAAGCAGCUAACGCACUGAUUCACCAUCCGGAAGAAUUUGAUACUCGGGCUAAAGGAUGUGUCACUAAACUCUCUGUAUGGACACAGCCAUCACAGGAUAUCCCUUCAUUAAAUCUUUCUGGAUGGAUGAAUGACAGUAUACUGAGUGAUGCACGAGAUUUACUGCAGUGCUACGAAAAGUGUAGUAUUUUUUUCAGCUUAUAAGUUCAGGUCAGUUUCAUACGGAGCCGGUGUUCAUCCUGGCAUUGACUUGGCUAGUAUAUUAUCGGAAAUCUUUGACGCAUCAAUAAUGUAAAUUAUAAGGUUUGAUGUAAAUCUCACGAACUACUAGAAUUUUACAAGGAACUUUGAAGGAUGAGUUGAUAAUUAAUGCAUCGGAUACAAGGCUAGGGUGAACUGUUAGUUCAGCAUCGUUAGGACGAAGCAAAAAUCAAUAUUCUUUUUAUUCACUUUUAUAAUUACAUGUAGGUUAUCGUGAGAUGUUUCAGCUUCUAGAAUUAACACUUGAAGAAAAGAAUACUGUAUUCCGUACACUUACCGUUUAGGUGUUGAAGUUUUCCAAUAUGUAAAGCAACUGCCUAGAUAGUUCGAGAGAAUUAUUGCAUAAGUUGCAGUUAUCUAGGAAACUUUUGUCUAGUCAGUGAGCUGUGAGUGAUAAGGUGAUGAACACUUUCGGUUGAUUGCAGUCCAUCGACAGAAGCCUUAGUAGUGUAACCAUAUGAAUUUCUACCCAUUGAACAGCAUAUUGGUGUCCAACAGCCCAAUAUAUACCAAAAGUCUUCAUCAAUGGCUGGAAGAUUCUUUUGGUGAAUGGUAGCACUAUCCACAAAAUUUCUGGCCAUUAUGAGUAAGCAUCCACAAGUUGUGGUUAGGUAAUCCCGUUUAUCGGGCUGACAAACAUAAAUAUAUAAGGUGGACUUAAUGAAUGGACUAUAAAUCUUAUCUUAAGACGGUACGUUCAAAUAACUUCAACAGUCACAAAACACCGAUACUUAAGAACCGUUUAUUCGAAUCGAUUAGAGGAAUGUUUAUUGUAAUGCUACACUAAUGUUUACAUAUCGCAAACUAGUUCUCUGUAUGUGUUCACAAUAAGUUUCCUUAUUUGACCGCCUGUGGUCGUUUGCGAAGUACAAUAUCCAUUGCUGCUAUUUUUUUCAUCUAACUCAUUUACUGAUUCCAAGGUUAUUUUUAAAGUCUACACCAAUAUUCCUAGAUAUUUCCUCCCUUAAAUGUUGGAAGCUGUCAAUUGGAAAACAUAAACAAGACUACUGGCUAGAAGAGUAGUUUUUUACGCUCUAAAAUAACAUACAAAAUAUUAACACAAAAACAUGAAAUGUCGUAAGCUAUCGGAGGAAAUCAGUUUUUAGGUCACUCACUGUCCAAUAAUUUAAGACCUGACUGUUAGGCUUAAUUACAGACCAUCAUAUCAGAAUGGUCUAGUGAUUAUUGGCAUACGAACUUUGAUAUUAUCUAAAACGAUAAUAAAACUUCCCAAUCAAACUAUGUAGCUCAGAGAGGAUAACAUGAAAGAUACAUGGAUUUCUUUUGUUAAUACUUCAACUGUCCCUAUGAUAUUGAACAGUAUAGGAAUGCUAAACAGUGUUUAAUUGUAUUCAGUUGUGUUUAUAUGUAUCACAGUAAUUAACAGGCUGAAGUUUUAACCAAUAAGUGCUGGGUUUGAAUUUCAUUGAAAAGGAAUUAAUGUGACUGUACAUUCAUCAGGCAAAUCGCUUUAUAUCCGGCACCAAGUAAUGUUAAAG
Molecule: messenger RNA, 2239 nt
Organism: Schistosoma curassoni
Lineage: Eukaryota; Metazoa; Platyhelminthes; Trematoda; Strigeidida; Schistosomatidae
Source: the annotation of a GenBank genome assembly